AUGGGCAAGGCAAUUGGGAUUUUGUACACUUGGCCGGACCGACAACGAAUCAAUGCUGGGUCUGGACAAAGCUUCAACUGGUCGAAUUUUUAUUGCAUAACGCCAAAAAAACUACCAGAUGAACCUUUGCUCUUUAGCGAAACCAGCAAGACACCCUCAGUUGGCAGCAGCAGGGCUGGUCUGAUCCGGCGCAACCGGGCCGACUUUAAAUGCACAACGGACUGGCUGACAUGA
This is a messenger RNA of Protopolystoma xenopodis, 234 nucleotides long. NCBI's taxonomy places the organism in Eukaryota, Metazoa, Platyhelminthes, Monogenea, Polystomatidea, Polystomatidae. The record is from the annotation of a GenBank genome assembly.